GAACCGCUCAAGCUUAAAGCCCGGAGGAGAAAGUCGUGUGAUAAUUAAGCCAAGGAAAAGAGCGGAUUAUAUCGGGCAGAAACAAAAGUUCAACACACCGGCUAUUCGCGGUCUACACCUUUGAGGAAGGAAAAGAGAAAAGACUGACACCAAAAUGACAAUGGGUAACAUGCGACCGUUGAAGAUAACCACGGUCGGCGAUGGAAUGGUUGGCAAAACCUGUAUGCUCAUUACCUACACUCAGAACGAAUUCCCUAGCGAGUACGUGCCGACAGUGUUCGACAACCACGCCUGCAACAUUUCCGUCGAUGAGAAGGAGUAUGCGCUAACGCUAUGGGACACAGCCGGACAGGAGGACUAUGAAAGAUUACGGCCACUCAGUUACCCAAACACCGAUUGUUUUCUUAUAUGCUACUCUAUAUCGAGUAAAACAUCUUUCGAUAACGUGCUUUCGAAAUGGUACCCCGAGAUAAGGCAUUUUGCACCAACGAUUCCAAUUGUGCUUGUUGGUACCAAAAGUGAUCUUCGAGUGCAUGGAUCGGAAAAGUUUGUCACCACAAUUGAGGGUAAAAAGCUAAAGCAUAAAAUUAAAGCUUACUCACUGGUGGAAUGUUCCGCGAAGAAGAAACUCAAUCUCGGUGACGUGUUCGACGAAGCCGUUCGAGCGGUAGAAAAGAAACCCCACCAUAAACCACGUGUCUGCACGAUACUAUAGCUCCCCUAGGAGCCUUAGAGAUACGAUUUCACUAUAAAGUAAUACACUGUAAGGCAUGAGAUCCAGUGAUGAUAGGUAGAUAUUCUACUUUAAAUUUAACAGUAGAAAAAACGACUCAGAUACCAGGCUCUAUUAUCCUGUUUAUCUAUAUUAGACAAAUGUUACUUUUGGCCUUCUUGAAACUGUCAUUGAAGCGGUAAACAGUAUGGACAGAAAUAGUAUUCAUUAGAGUAGAGCUAAUUACAUCUAUUAUGUGCUAUUCGAUUCGCAGCAUUGAUUGUAUCGUGCCUAGUUUGCUUCUAUGAAAGCGUCUAAUUUCCAAUAUGACAAUUUUCUAUUGGUGUAGUUGUUUGCCGAAUCUUUGUCUUGGAUCAUUUGUAAAAACUGACAAAAUGGAGAUGAUUGUAGUAGUUGUAUACAUUUAACUAGAAUUUUAAGCUGACUUACAAGUCUAUUCGGAUUGCAACCGCCCAAGACGUCAUAUCUGAUGUCGAUAUAUCAGAAUGAAAUGAGAUUACACAGUAUAACCAAGUAAUGAUUUGAGUGAUUACUGCUGACUCGACCUAUAAACAAAAAGCUGCUCCCGGAUCGAAAAAAUGCCUCCUUUGUUUUGCAAUUUGACAAUAUUUCAUGAACGGAUUCAUAUUUUGAAACAAGUGUGGUGCUAUUAAAAAGUUAUAUUUAAGGGUCUGAUUUCUAUUACAGUACUGUUUUCAGCAUCGAAUCUUGAAUAGGUGCCAACAAAACGUAAUAUUUUUUUACGUUUCGUCUUAGGCUCAUCAUUGCUUUAGCAGUUCAUAUUCAAUUGCUGGUAUACUUAGCAGUCCAACAUGGAUUGUCAAGCAAACACAAAAUUUCACUUUAGUUGAGUACCACACGGAUAAAAAUCCAUUGCCGGUACCAUGAUUAAGAUAUUAUGAGUAUUAUGAAACGUAUCUUCUCAUGCGAUCUCAAAAUCAUCAGUAAAAGGCAUGGUCUCAUGAGAAGUAAUGUUUCAUGAUUUUCAUGAUUUCCUCAUCAUGGUAUCAGUAAUGGAUUUAAAUCCGUGCACAAUCUUAAAUAUUGCAUCGAAGCGACGAAACAGCUUUGCAUACGGUUUUGGUUUACUACUAACCGUUUUGAAAUUAGUUUAUUUCACCUCGGUUUUCGUCAAGGGCAUUAAACCACGUUUUUUUUUACAUUUCGUUUUAGACUCAUCAAUACUUAAGCAGUCCAUCGCAGAUUAAAUAUGUAAUUGACAUUUGAUAAUAUUUUGUUACUCAUGACAUUUGUAAUAUACGAUGGUAGGCAUACCAUUGUGAUAGUUAAAUCUAUAUUUUCAGGAUCAUUUGAAGCAAGUUUUUUUCUCUACUUCUGCCGUAUAUCCAGACUGUUCUAAUGCACACAUUCAGCAAACUCGAGAUCUGCCUCGAGAUCUACGAACCCUUCCAUCUCUUUUGAACACCACUCGAAAGGUAUCUCUUCUGUCUUUCACAUUACAUAUCGUUUAACUUUUUUUAAAUAAAAUGAAAUGUUUUUAACCAACAUAUGAACGACCAAAUGAAAAAUAUGAUUAAUGCGCCUUGGUUUUAAUAACCAAUUUGAAUAUUUUUUAAUGGCAAACCGGAUAAACAGAAAUGCCCACUGUUGAGGAUUUAAGUUUCAAGCAAGUUCGAUCGUUGCCAACAUCACGUGCGUUCGGUGGGCAAUCAGAGCACUAAAAUUAUGAUAAACAAACCAUCAAGUUUCCUAAAUCUAGUGAAUUCAUUAGUCAUUCUGAACGAUAAUUUGUGGAGGAUUUGGUCAAAAGAACAUUUAAUUUGUUGUUUACGGUUCUUCUCACUGUUUUGAUAUUUUCGGAAGGAUGCUUACCAGAUAUACAUUGAAGGACCACUUAGAUAUCGUCGCCGACUGUCAAUAUUCGUGGUUAGAGGCAUACUGCUUCAUGUCUAUAGCCAAUUCGAUCCGCCAAGCUUCGAUUUUCAGUCCUAUGUAUGUUACCAUCAUCACUCGCAAGUUAUGUGCCACCAAAUAUAUUAUCUAUGAAAAUUUAUCACUCUAAGGAAUACAAUACAAAUCGAAAAAAACAUCACAGUAACACAAUCUUAUGAAAAAUUUACGUUUAGCAUGCACCAGAAUCUAAAAUAUCAAAACUAAUUUAGCAUGACGUCCACUUAGAGGUGUGAACUUUGCUAUAGUUUAAGUGUUGUUUUUUUUUCUAAUGAAAUAAAGUAUCAUCUAUACACAAUACGACCAUCAAAAUAACAAACCGUACAAAGUUCUAUGUGGAAUAAUAAUUAAACUUAUCGUCCUUUCAUUUCAAUAUUAUGAAGUGAUGUUCAACUUUUCUGAAAUUAAAGCGACCUGAUAUUGUGUAUUUAUACCACUGAAAACGGAUAUCAUAAUCAUAGUAAACCUGAACUACAGGUGGAUUGGUUUUUAAAAUCAAGGAAUUGUAAUACUUGAUUCGAAAAUUUGGGCGUAUUUUUGGAAUUAGCAUUAAUAUGAACUUGUUUAGUUCUACUUUUCCAUUUGUAAAUUUCACAUACAUUUAUAUCAAAAGAGAUUUUUUGAAAUAAUAAUGUGUAUUAUCUCACAAAUUAGCAAAAGAUUCUAUGUUUUAUAUAAUUGGGGUUAUUUAAUUCAGUGUACUGAUGAAAACAGCUGUCAAAUACACAUAAAGGAAUUUGUAGUGUAAUAGUAACCUUUUUUGUCACCGAUGUGCUACUGUGAUGUCCCUCGUAAAACGCAAGAGAGAUCCAUAUUGAUAUAUAAUAUAUUUGAAACCACAGAAUCGACGUCAUCAGCGAAGCCAAAUAACUGUAAAGCCUAAUAAACGUAAAAGUACUUGAAUCACAGGAAUUAGUCCUAUUCUAGCGGCUUCUUAAAAAAAUGGCGAUCAACGCCAAUAUUAUCGACAUGGAUAACUUGCACAAGGAGACUCCAUCCUAUUUAAUUUAAAUUAAUAUGAACUACUCGAGUGUUUUUUUACUCCACAACUGGAUCAUUUUUUGAUCUAUUGUUGUUUUAUUGAAAUUGCUCAUGAAGUACUACGAUGAUGAGUUAUGUAUUAAGCUUAUUACACAAUUUUUUCGCAAAUUUUAUAAUAAUCAAAUGUUAUACUGUUUCAAAAAAGCUAAGCCUUGGUAUUACAUUCCUGUAGCGGAAUUUGCCCUUCUGUUUCAACAGACUUCGCAGCCGAUUCAGAGUCUACUGACACUACGAAUCCUUCCAGGUCGGGGCUCGAACAUACGAAAACUGGUUUGUAAGACCAGCGCCCUAUGUGUUGAACCGCCAACCCGGGACUAUUUCAAGCGUGACCAAAUAGAAUGAUGUAUGGGAGAAAUUCACAUUUCAGUAUAUUUCUAAUAGCAUUAUGUACAACGCUGCUAGGUACGUCACUAUUAUUGAACAGAUAAAUAAUUGAAUAUUCUUUUGAUGGACUUCUACAGUUAUUAUACGCAAUAAACAGUUUUUGAAAAACAUAAUUCACAGAGGACGUUCCUAACAACAUUAUACAAAUGACAGAGCUCAGUAGGAGAGUAAAACGUUUAACUAAAACACACACACAACACACACAUUCAUAAAUAUAAAAAGUUGUAUGAUUGUACGAUUAUAGGUGAAAAUGAGCUCUACAUAAAUUUGAUUUGAUUAUCUUCGAGUCAAAAAAUCUGCUAGUUUGAGAAAUUAGUGAAAAACCCUAUCAAUGACAGUUUUGUAAAAAAAACAACCCAAGAAAUCCUGCUUUUAUAUCCAUUUACUAGUCAUAUAGAUUUCGAUGAGAACAUAAGGUCCAAAUAUGGACUUGUUGAAUCAAAAAGUUUAUGUUAAUAGUAUUAAAAAUAUCUUAAUAAUCGAUGUUAUUAACUUUGCUUUUGAUAUAAGGCCACCGGUUUAAUAUAAUUCAAUAAAUGAAUU
Malaya genurostris is the source of this 4612-nucleotide messenger RNA. It is a transcript of the gene RhoL, whose product is annotated as ras-like GTP-binding protein RhoL. The coding region runs from base 155 to 715 and encodes 186 amino acids. Gene Ontology annotation, molecular function: GTP binding; GTPase activity. The transcript has 4 exons. Gene Ontology annotation, biological process: small GTPase-mediated signal transduction. NCBI's taxonomy places the organism in Eukaryota, Metazoa, Arthropoda, Insecta, Diptera, Culicidae. The record is from RefSeq and is a predicted model, not a curated record.